AUGGAUCUUGAUCGCAUCAGCCCUCCUUCCGCCCUGCUGCUCCUCCCUCCCCCUCCGUCAGCUUCGUUUGAGCAGCUCCAGGAGGCGUAUAGAUCUUCUAUUUCUGCGGCAUGCUCCAAGCUCCCUCAAAGCCUCAAAAGUGCCAAUCAGAUUGCAAUAUUGGACAUUGCGCUCUGCGUACCCGGUCUGCUUUCUCCUACCUGUUUGCCCCGGACACGGGCCUUUGGAACUCUCCAGCGCCUGCUAUCGGACGUCUAUAAACUGAUUGGCGUUGUCUGCACCGAACAGAGGAUUGAACUGGACUUACCGGGGGGUGUUGAUGUACGAGUGGUCUUUCUGGACUUCAACCCCGCUCCUGGUUCGACAUCCGAGGGGUCUCUUCGGAACUCACAAUAUGGCCCUGUUCUCAAUCUGGAUACGCUGGCAAGCUCUGGGCGGCAAUGGGAUUGGAUCUUCUACCCAAAUAAUAUCAGCGGUCAAAAAUUGGCCGCAGCCUUCAGUAGUAUCUACACCCAAUCCAAGGGUUCCACAGCCGGAAAUCUACAUCCGAUCCCAGGAGGACCGGAAAAGACCCCAUCCGGAUCGCUUCUGAAAUUGGAAGAUAAACAGUCAUCUGUCGCACAUUAUUCGGCUAUUGUAGGGGGCACAUUCGACCACGUCCAUUUAGGACACAAGUUGUUACUUACAGCCACUGCACUGGCCUUGGAGCCCAUUCAGGGUGCAGACUCGACUACAGAAAGGUUGCUCUCCGUGGGAGUGACGGGAGAGGAGUUGUUAGUGAACAAGAAAUAUGCAGAGUUUCUUGAAAGUUGGGAAGAACGGUGCCAGAGUAUUAGUUCUUUCCUGUCCGCGAUCAUCGAUUUCAGACCACCCGAGAAGAGUGCACCCAGCAUCCAACGAGUGUCGCAACCCGAACCGAAUGGAAAGUAUUUAUUGAUCAAACUUCAGCCGGGCUUGACCCUCAAACUCGUCGAGAUAUCUGACAUGUUUGGGCCUACGAUUACCGAAGAGAGUAUCACCGCCCUCAUUGUCUCAAAGGAGACUCGGUCUGGCGGCUCUGCUGUCAAUGACGAGCGUAUAAAGAAGGGUUGGAAGAGUCUCGAAGUGUUUGAGGUCGAUGUGCUCCAGUCGGGUGAAGUUCAAACAUCCGAGACUGAGAGUUUUGCAUCGAAAUUAAGCAGUACGGAUAUCAGACGGCGACGGAUGGAUAUGGCUUCAAGGUAG
This is a messenger RNA of Aspergillus chevalieri, 1224 nucleotides long. Its product is annotated as putative pantetheine-phosphate adenylyltransferase. Gene Ontology annotation, molecular function: dephospho-CoA kinase activity. The coding region runs from base 1 to 1224 and encodes 407 amino acids. The transcript has a single exon. Gene Ontology annotation, biological process: coenzyme A biosynthetic process. NCBI's taxonomy places the organism in Eukaryota, Fungi, Ascomycota, Eurotiomycetes, Eurotiales, Aspergillaceae. The record is from RefSeq and is a predicted model, not a curated record.